Molecule: messenger RNA, 1999 nt
Organism: Camelina sativa (false flax)
Lineage: Eukaryota; Viridiplantae; Streptophyta; Magnoliopsida; Brassicales; Brassicaceae
Source: RefSeq, a predicted model, not a curated record
GGAAAUAUACACCAAAGAACUUGUUGUUAUAAAUUCAUUGCCAGUUGCAGAUACAGCGAUUUAUUACAUUAUAUCCUCUCUCUAUAGUGUCUGUAUCUAUUAUAAACCAAGUUUUUGUAUCACAUUUUGUAUCCUACAGUAUACCUAUUCAUGCAUAUAUAUAGCUAGAUAGAUGUACAGCUGCCUCCAACAUAUAUAGUCAACUGAUGAAAUUAUAAGCAUCAUCAUUAUAGUUUUGUCUCCUUUCUUUCCUUCUUUCUUUCUUUCUUUCUUUCUUUCUUUCUUUCUUCCUCUCAUAGCUGAUGAUGGAGAUAACUACUGUUAAAAGAGUGUUCUUGAUCGGGGUAUCGAUCUUGAUACUGAAUUGGGUAUGGAGAGCUGUGAAUUGGGUUUGGUUAAGGCCAAAGAGACUGGAGAGAUAUCUCAAGAAACAAGGAUUUUCUGGGAAUUCUUAUAGGAUUUUGAUGGGAGAUAUGAGAGAGAGUAAUCAGAUGGAUCAAGUUGCUCACUCUCUUCCUCUUCCUCUCGGCGCUGAUUUUCUUCCCCGUGUCAUGCCUUUUCUCCAUCACACUGUUCUAAAACAUGGGAAGAAGUGUUUCACAUGGUACGGACCGUACCCGAACGUGAUAGUAAUGGAUCCAGAGGCACUUCGAGAGAUAAUGUCAAGGCACGAACUCUUUCCAAAACCAAAGAUUGGAUCACACAAUCAUGUUUUCCUCAGUGGUCUUCUCAACCACGAAGGUCCUAAAUGGUCUAAACACCGAAGCAUUCUUAAUCCUGCUUUUCGUAUUGAUAAUUUGAAGAGCAUAUUACCAGCAUUUAACACGAGUUGCAAAGACAUGUUAGAAGAAUGGGAGAAAUUAGCGUCAGCAAAAGGAACAGUGGAACUUGAUUCAUGGACUCACUGUCAUGACUUAACGAGAAACAUGCUUGCUCGUGCUUCUUUCGGUGACUCCUACAAAGAUGGAAUCAAGAUCUUCGAAAUCCAACAAGAACAGAUCGAUCUUGGUCUCCAAGCUAUUCGAGCCGUCUACAUUCCUGGAUCCAAAUUUUUGCCAACAAAAUUCAACUGGAGGCUGAGAGAAACCGAAAGGGACAUGAGGGCUAUGUUUAAAGUUAUGAUUGAGACAAAAGAGGAGGAGAUAAAAAGAGGAAGAGGUACCGACAAGAACAGCGACUUGUUGUUCUCCAUGUUGGCUUCCAAUACAAAAGUGAUCAAAGAACAAGGACCAGAUUCAGGGUUGAGUCUUGAUGAUCUCAUAGAUGACUGUAAGGCUUUCUAUCUAGCUGGUCAAAAUGUGACCUCUUCAUUGUUUGUUUGGUCACUUGUUGCUUUAAGCCAACAUCAAGACUGGCAAAACAAAGCAAGAGACGAGAUUUCUCAGGCGUUCGGUACCAACGAACCAGAUUUCGAAGGCUUAGGCCAUCUAAAAGUCGUAACAAUGAUCCUCCAUGAAGUGCUGAGACUCUAUUCGCCAGCUUACUUCACAUGUCGGAUAACUAAACAAGAAGUGAAGCUAGAGAAAUUCUCUCUACCAGAAGGAGUUGUAGUUACAAUACCAAUGCUCUUAGUGCACCAUGAUCCUGAUCUUUGGGGGGAUGAUGUGAAAGAGUUUAAGCCCGAGAGGUUUGUUAAUGGUGUAGCGGGUGCAACCAAAGGAAGACUCUCCUACUUGCCGUUUAGCACAGGCCCUCGGACUUGUAUCGGUCAAAACUUUUCCAUGUUGCAAGCUAAGCUCUUCUUGGCAAUGGUACUUCAAAGGUUCAGUGUAGAGCUCUCUCCAUCGUAUACUCAUGCUCCUUUCCCGGCUGCAACUACAUUCCCACAACAUGGAGCUCAUUUGACCAUCCGUAAAGUUUAGGUGGUAGAAGAAGAACUAUAAAAGUAAAGGUGCUUUCCUUUUUUUUUUUGUUCAUCAUCAAAACAGAACCUUGAAGGUGUUGUAGUGGUAAUGCAGUUUGAAUCCUGUCAAGAAAUCUUUAUUUGGGUGUUCUUUUU